AUGCCCGCGGUACCAAAAGACCACUAUCUCUGGACAGUCAUCGUCCGAGGAAGAGCUAGCCCUCCAGACGGCGAAAACGCGACUGGACUCAGGGCUCUGCUCUCAGAUGGUCCUGGGAACAGCGCGAAAGCAGCAGAGCUCAGGGCCCUAGUCGCGGCAACUGCGGGAUGCACCAUCGUCAAAGACUUCCACCCUAUGGAGGGUCAUGGCUUCAUUUACCACAUGGCCAAUACUGUUGAGUCAAACCCACUUCAAGAGUAUGUUGGCUUGGACGCGCGUGCCCAAGUGCAACUGAAGCGCCAUCGCAGGUCUGAAGAGUCCAUGAGGGAGGAGGUCGUAGACGUCUCGGAGUCGCAGGUGGAUGAGGGCGCCGAAAUUCCUUACAUUGCUGCGGACCUGGAACAUAGCGACGAUGACUAA
Alternaria viburni is the source of this 420-nucleotide messenger RNA. RefSeq lists its product as uncharacterized. The transcript is spliced from 3 exons. The record is from RefSeq and is a predicted model, not a curated record. NCBI's taxonomy places the organism in Eukaryota, Fungi, Ascomycota, Dothideomycetes, Pleosporales, Pleosporaceae. The coding region runs from base 1 to 420 and encodes 139 amino acids.